GAGAGAGAGACGAAGAUGAAGUUGAGAUCUGGUGAAAUUGUAGGAGAGAGUAGGAAGAGGAAAGCUCCGGAGGGAGACGAUAAUGGUGGACUGAAGAGACGAUCGGUCGAGAGCAACGAAAAUAAGAACGAUCUUCAGAGAGAUGAAGAUGGUAGAGUGAAGAGAAGAAUCGUUCAUGGCAACGAACUGAAGAACGGGAAGAUCCUCAGAGGGAUCCAUGGCUGUGUAUCUCCUCGGUGCUCUGCUCAUACUUACCAGCCUCGCUUCUCAUGGUUUGAGCAAGAUGUAUGGACAUACAUAACAAGGUUUUUGGAUGGUAAAUCCUUGGUGAUGCUGGGAGCAACGAACAAAUGGUUCAACAAGCUCGUAAUGGAGGAUAUUGUUUGGAGGUUUGCCUGCUUGCGUGAUCUUCAGGUCCCUGAGACGUUUCCCGUUUCUUCCAGCUGGAUUAAGAUAUAUGCUUCAGCUUUUGAUGGGAGUCACUCUUACUUGUUCCGUCAGAAGGAGAAGCAUAUUGAUUGGAUGCGGAUUGGUGCCUUUCUACUUGACUCUCGAAGCUCGCUCCUGACUGAGAGUUUGAGUGGUCAUCUGAAAGUCCCAAGGGAUGGAACCAUAGACCGAAUGUUACAAUCCAGUGGUUCAUGUGUCAUCAACGACAUCAAAAGUGGUAUUUGGAUUGCAGAUUUACAGCUUGUGCGUUGCCCUGUUUGUGACCUCAGUACCUGUGAUGGAACAAUGCAAACACUUGAUGCUAGGCACAUGGAACUGUUCCUCAGUGAAGGCUACAAAGAUGGAAGCUGGGAUUACAAUCUUAUUGGAUCUCAUAAGUUACAGAAAGACGCAGGUGCAGCUUGUGGAGCCAUAUUUGAUCUCAAACACCUUAAAGAGUCGUCAUCCUCAGGUAUUCUCAACCUCAAGUCUUGGACCGGAGAGCCAGAUGAUUCCCAACCUAAAGCAGUUAUCGCACCCCACGCUGUCGCUGUUCACACAAGACUGCAAGAAAACGAAGGAAUCCUUGUGAAAUACCACACAAUGAAAGCAGGAACAGACGGUGACAUUGUUUCCAUCAGAAUUUCCCAGCAGCUUCUCUGAUUCCUUCAC
Camelina sativa (false flax) is the source of this 1101-nucleotide messenger RNA. The record is from RefSeq and is a predicted model, not a curated record. NCBI's taxonomy places the organism in Eukaryota, Viridiplantae, Streptophyta, Magnoliopsida, Brassicales, Brassicaceae.